UUUUUUCAUUUAAUUUCUUUAUUAGAGAGGAAUCCUAUUAGUGUGUGAGAUAUACACACUAUGUCCAACAGAAUUCAGACACCCACUUUAAUUAGUGAAUUGAGCUGUUUUAAGGUGCACCUACUGCUGACACAGACGUUAAUUUUGUGCUUAUAGAGUAGGAUGCUCAGGAGCAGCCAUGCAUGGACUUAAGGUUGCCCUUCCCAAUGCCAUGUGUUGGAUAAAGGGGUAUAAAGCCCUCCAGUAAUGAGCUGUGGUACAGUGAUUGAACACCACUGAAUAUACAGUACAAAGUGGUAAUUAGAGUAUAAAGUAUAAAGUGGCAAUUGUAGAGUGUAAAGUGUAUUAUAUUCCAAAACAAAUCUUCCAACAUCAGAGCCUGACCUCACUAGUGCUCUUGUGAUGGAAUGCAAUCAAAUUAUCACAGCAAUGUUCCAAAAUCUAGUCUAAACCCUCUCCAACAUUAUAAAAAAUGUAAAAAUAAGUUGUAAAGAUUUCUGGAUAUUUUUAGUGCAUUUGGUAUAAUUUAUUGAAGGUAUCCAUUUUAAGCUAUUAUUUUAUUAUUAAAAUUCAAAUGCAAAUGAAAAAAGUUUUUACUUUUUGUGAGCUUUUACUCUCUGCAAUAUCUCAAGUAGUCUGCGAAAGCCGUAUAGUCCAUUAUGGUAACUUUAAAACACUAUGAAAUAAUCAGUUUACACUAUUUGGUUAAUGUGUGUUCUGUGUUUUUUCAAAUAGGCAACCAGAUGUCAUUCAGACAGCCCCGCCCUCCAGCGCUAGGAUUGGCGGACUGCACUGGAGGGCGGGGCACGAGGGAAUAUCGAUAGGCAAAAUAACUCCCGGGGGCGGGGCUCUCCAGGCCGGCGUUACCAUGACGCUUGUAUACAACUCGUCUCUGUUGCAGUGUGGUGUUUUCAGCUCUGACAAGGAGGACGGCUAACUUCAUGCUAACUUCAUGCUCAACAAACAAGGUUGAAAUGAAGGCUUACCUUAAAACUCUAAACUGGAUAUUUAAACUCAAGUCCAAGCGCACCACGGUGGGAAGACACAAGGAUGCUGAUCUCUGUCUACAGAAUGGUGGUGUGGAGGAGCACCACGCUACUAUAGAAUGGAGUGAGGUGGAGCACUGUUAUGUUCUGAGUGACCUGAACUCUGUCCAUGGCACUUACGUUAAUGACUGUCGCAUACACAACGCAGCAGUGCGCCUUACACCUGGAGACGAACUUCACUUUGGCUAUGGAGGCUCAACCUAUGAGCUCAUACUGGACACUAAAGAUGCACUCCCUGUUCUACCUGCCCAGUCUGCUGUCCCCACAGCCCGGACAAGGAGUCGUGCACGGUCCCCUCCUGUUACCCCACGUCCCCCUGAUAGGCCUCGGCCUGCCAGCGCAGGAGCGAAAUGCGCUAGUUUGGCUCCAAAGACUUCAAAAUCCUGGGGCCACUCUUACAGAGCAGGAAGCUGGUGCAGCAGCACAGGAAGAGAACUCUCUCUGAGAAAUAUAACUGCGUCACAGAGCUCUAACAGCAUGCAGGACUUAAUACAGGACAAGGAGGAGACCUGGGUGAGACAAGGUGAGGACCUGGGUGGUGUGAUCAUGUGUGAGGGAGAAGCUCAGAGGAAAGAAUGUCUGAUUGCGGCUCUGAAGGAUGAGGUGUCAGCACUCCGGCUGCAACUUGCUCAGAGCAGUCAGAGUGACCCUGAUGUCCGACACAAACUCAACAACUUGGCCAGAGACAUCCAGGAGAAAAAAGAGGAAAUCCAGCAGCUAAAGGAACAGAUGCUGGAGAUGCAGAAGAAUUCAGGUGAGCUUGUUGCUCAGGCUGUGGCAGAGAGAGAGCAGAGGAUCAGCAGUCUGAGAGCACAGCUGGCUAACCUCAAGAGUGAAAACAGCAAGUGCACAGCACUGGUGAACAGUCUGCAGAGGGACCUGGUGGCUCGGGAGAAGCAGACGUUGAAGCUGGCUGCUGAGGUUGACAAACUCAGACAGGAUGUGAGAUAUAAAGAUGCUCAGCUUAGCAACAUGGCUACUAAGUUAUCACAGAUGAAAGAGACUGAGAAGCAUCAAGAAGAGUUUCUUGCCCAAGAAAAGGAGGUGGAAUCGCUCAAGAAGACUGUAGAGAGGUUGGAGAGGACUCUGAGAGAGAAACAGAAUGAGCUAAAGCAGCAGAACACAGAGAGAGACUCCCUCAAACACAGACUGGAGCUGAUGACGCAGGAGCAAGUCUCUGUUCAGACUGAGAUGAGCAGACUGAAGGUUCUGCAGCAGCACACGCUCCAGAGAGAAGAGAAAGCUCAAACAGAGCUGAGACACUCACAGACAAGGCUCGAGAAUCUUUUCAGUCAGAUAAAAAAAUGCAUACUCCUCACUUCCGAAACCGUAUCAGAGAAAGAGGUGUUGGAGCAUUUGUCAGAGUUAGCAGAACAGAAGGAGGAGUUCAGGUCCAGAAUGAAGGAGCUGGAGCAACAACUUCAAGAACACACUGAUAACCAGAAGCUUGUGGAGGAAGACAGUGAGAAACUCAAGGCCAGACUGGCUGAAUGGCAGAUUCAUGCAAAGAAAGUGUGCAUGAUGGAUGCAAUACAGAGCCAAAUAUCUGCCCUUCAGGAUGAGAGUGUGUGUCCUGCUGUCAGUUGGGUUCUGACUCACACACUCUCUAUACUGACCAGUCUACACACACUGCUGCAGGACGCUGUGAACAGACUGCAGGCGGCAGGAAUUGAGGUGUCUGAGAGAAAUGGAGGAGUGUCAGGGGCCAUACAGGCUUUGUGCCAUCAGUGUCUGGAAAUUCAAGCAGAACUCAAGAAUCUGAAGGCAGAGAAGGAGCAGCUUGAAGAGAGAGAAGCCCAGGCUGGUGAAUUGCAGGACAGUCUGGAAGCCAUGAAACAAGAACUGGAACUUCAGAAACUACAGGUUGCAGAAAGACAGACAGAGAUGGAGAACAUUGUGAAGCUUCAACUGGAGAAGAUGAAGACUGAUCUGGAGUCAGCCAGAAUAGCAGAAGUUGCUCUGCGUUUGGAGAUGGAGACACGGCAGGCAGACUGGAUCGCCAAACUGGAGGAAGCAAAGGAAAAAGAAAGGGAGCUGAGAGAGAAAGUCAGGAAAAGAGAAAAACAAGAGGAGCAAUGGAGGGAGAGAAAACUGGAGGAGGAAGAAAGAGAAAGAGAGUGGUUGAGACAAAUGGAGGAGGCCCUGCAGAGAGGGGCAGAGGAGGAGAGAGAGAGGAUCAGAGUGGAGAUCGAUGAGUACAGGGAGCAGGUGCGGCAGCACGCUCACACCAUUGUCGCCAUGGAAAAGCAAGUGAGCACAGCCCAGCAGAGAGGGCAAGAGAUGCAGGAGGAGAGAGACUCAUUGACACAGCAGCUCACAGAGGCACUCAGCAGACUGGAGGAAGACAAGCCCAGCAUUGCACUUGAGCAAUCAAAAGAGCAACAGCAACUGGAGCAGACAGUCACAUCUCUCAGGGCAUCGCUUGGAGCAUCCCAGCAGGAAGUGGUCAGGCAGGGUGAGGUCAUCACUUCUCUGAGUCGUGACCUGGCACAUGCCCACGCUCGCCUCUCUGACCUCACAGGGGAACUGAGUGAACAGCAGAAAAUGGAGCUGGAGACACACAAAGCUUUAGUGGUGGAUCAGAGGAUGCAAUUGAGCAUGCUCACUCAGAAACUAACCAUGACCUCGCAGCUUCUGGAACAGAAAGAUGAGGAACUGAAGACACUGAGAGAGAAGCUGAUACAAACAGAGAAGGAUUUGAAGAGUAAAACAGUAGGCCAGGAGUACACCAGCCUUGUUCCUCUGCUACAAACUAAGGAUGCAUCCCUUAUGGUAAGUCCCAGCGAUCUUACCCCUCAGAGUUCAAAGGGCAAAAGUCAUCGCCAUGAAGAAAUGAUACGUCAGCAGAGAGAAACCCUCGCUGAGAUGAGAGCGAGGAUCAGAGCUGUUGAACAGAAGUGGCCCAGCAAGCUGUUAGGCCAGCAGGUGGAGCCAGUGAUGCAGGGCCGAAUGAAGACUCACAGGCCUCAGAGAUUUAAAGCACAAAGGGGUUCCAUCAGCUCUGUGAGCGGCUUUGCCUUCCCUGAGGCUCUGAGUGAGGCAGCAUUGGAGCGCACAGCAAGGCUGGACAUGUCGGAUGCUCUGGAGCUAAGCGAGAGGACUUAUGUGGACUUGGCGCGGGCGCUGUGUGAAGCUUUAGAGUUGAGUCAGGGGCAGCUUUCAGGAUGCGUCCCACUGAAGCACCUCCCGCCUGCAGAGAGAGAACGGCUGGCCUCACUCAGACAGGACGACCUGGAGCUGUUCCGAAACCGCUUGGCUCUGCAGAACAGCCAGAGCCAAAACACACACCUGCUACUGCAGCAGAGCCAGAGGGAGAUACACACACUCAGGGAGAGCCAAGCUGCGGGUCAGCAGCUGCAGGCCGAGCUGGACAGUGUGCAUACUGAUCUAGAAGCUAUGAAGCAGGAGAGCGCUGCACUCCGCCAGGCCCUGCAGCUUACCAAGACCCAGCUGCAGAACCACCGAGACCAGAGCUCCACUAAGAACCGCAAGGGAAUAGACGGGAAGAGUGGAAGAAUUGGCCAUCACAACUGUAUACCGAAUGACAACUAUGACAAGGUAUCAGUGCUAAAAAGAAGGCAGCAGCAGGACAGAAGAAGGAGAAGAGAGGCCGAGGUGGACGUACUGAAGAGUGAGCCGGGGCACAAAGAGCAGGCAGUGUGUAAAAUGGCUGCUCAGUUGACCAGCGUGCCACAACAACAACAAAGCAUUGAGCUCACUGAGGCCCACUGACAUAGACAGAAAAAUGCCUUGGAGUGAGUGUCUUGCAAACUGCUGUGGUGCCUUACUGUUAUAGUAAUUGUAGCUACACCCACCUGGAGGCCAGUUGGUUUAUCUUAAAGUGACAGCUAACAUGGCUAAUGAACAGAAAAAGUCGUUGGUCACCCAAAUGUUUUUCAUGAAUAUAUAAAAAAAACACUUCUCUGAACAUGCUCAGACCACAUCCCGAUCUUCAUUAAGAUUGAGUGGUUUAGAGCACAGUAUGACUUACUGUGAGCUAUAAAAAUGAACAAAACUUCACUGUGUAGUUGAACUCUAAGGGCAGCUACUUUAGACAGCAGGUGCUGUGUCAAAUUACAGCUCCCCUUCACGUGCACACACAUUACACAAACAUUUGGAUACUAGAUUACAUUCAUGAUUUUUGCUGUUUUCUGUUUUUAAAUAAACAUAUUUAGUUACAUGGUACAGAUGAAGGGUGAAGGGUGAAGUUGUUUUCAUUUUUAUAGUUCACAGUGAGUCACAUUGUGGCCUAAAUCACAUCGACAGGUCUGCGCGACCUUGAAUAUCUAAAUGUGAUUUGAGCGGAUUGAGAGAAGUUUUGGUUUAUGUAUUUAAUGUAUUUAUUUAAUCUGGGUGAGUGUUGACUUCCAGUGUUUCUUAGUAACAUUAGAAUUGUGGCUCCAGUUUAAAAGAAGUAAAAUGUGGACAUCAAACAUGUCUUGGUUUGUCGACUACAUCUGGGGAAAGUGGAAAACCGUGUAAAUUUGAUUUUUCACUGAAUGAUUCUUUGAAAGUGACAUCAUUAUGUCAUUUACAUUAUCACUUUACACAGUUUCUCCUUUACCCCAAAUGUAGUCAGUCAGCCAAGACUUGUCUGCUGGCUGAAGGUUUCUUCUUUAGUGGUAUAGCUAUGACAUUAAUGUAGCUAACAAGUAGUGCUUAUAACAUCCCUUAUAUUAUGCCUAGAUAAUCAUAAACUUUCUUUAAAUGAUGUUAUGAGCACAUAUCAUAUAGACUUGUCUAUGUGGUUUCAGUCACUGUAUAACAACUUGUUAUCUGUAAAAAAAGGUUAGGUUUUGCAUGUUGCACAGCUAAAAACAGUAGUAGUAGCCAUCUUAAAGCCCAAAUUAUGUCCAUAUUUUUGUGUAAAUGUGAUUUUUCCCUAAACUUUCUUUAAUCAUCUCUAUAAUCAGAUCUAAUUGUACUUUCCACUGCAGAUCUACACACUACAAAUAUAUUGUUUACUUCUUUGUGGAAUGACAAGAACUGUAAAGUGUUUCUGUGCUUGUCUGUACUCAGUUAGCACUUAUUACAGCACAUAUAUGUAUAUGUUUAAAUGGCUCUGUUUAAAUAAAGCUCCACACUUUCACUCAGA
Colossoma macropomum (tambaqui) is the source of this 6141-nucleotide messenger RNA. It is a transcript of the gene fhad1, whose product is annotated as forkhead-associated (FHA) phosphopeptide binding domain 1. The transcript has 31 exons. Bases 942 to 4778 code for a protein of 1278 amino acids. The record is from RefSeq and is a predicted model, not a curated record. NCBI's taxonomy places the organism in Eukaryota, Metazoa, Chordata, Actinopteri, Characiformes, Serrasalmidae. Gene Ontology annotation, molecular function: protein binding.